Molecule: messenger RNA, 4844 nt
Organism: Vitrella brassicaformis
Lineage: Eukaryota; Vitrellaceae
Source: the annotation of a GenBank genome assembly
GUCCAUCCACUUCAUUCUCAGUAUGGAGAGCAGAGGGCCGUCACCUUCACCGAUGGCCGCGGAAGAGUCUUCAGCGUGCCGAUGGAGUGCUGGUAUUCCAGCCUCUGAGACACCAAAUGGGCACAUAAGGGAGAGGCACCAAUGGCAUGGCAGCACCGGCGUUCUCCUUCUCCCACCUGCAUCGUCUCAUUGGCAUCUUCCGGUUUGAACAACAACCCUCUAUUGCUCUUGCUGCGGCCAGUCGGUGCAGGCAAGACCUUACUCAGUGGCACCUUGCCGCCAGCGGCAUACUGCGGCUGCUCCUCCCCUUCCCCGUCCGCCUUAGACUCUGCUGUAGGAAUGUCGCUGCGGAACCAGGCCAUCUUCAUUGCGGCAGACGACUUGGCGGCCGCCAAGUGGAAAGGCCUCUCUCUGGUGUUCUCCAUGUCGGGCGGCUUGGGCACACUGUCGACCAGCUGAGACCGGCUGGGCACACUGGUGAGAGUGUGGGCGAAGUCGAGAGGGUGCAAUGCGCGGCCGCGAGAGAGCUUCUUGCGCUGUGCGGGCUCGGGUGGGAGCUGGGCCAUGGUGUUUUGGAUGAAGAACGCGGAGCGGUCCUCUUUCUGGGACGCCUGUUCCUCCAGCUUCUUCUUGACCUCUCGCCGGUACAUAUGCCGCCCACCCAUGGUGCCUGCACGCAGGGGCACAUAGUGAAUGCCAAAUGCUCAUCGAGACACGAUGAAAUCAGCUGCAGCGUGCUGUUUACCGGCCGGCACGCUUGGUUUCUCCUUGGCGCGCCCCAUCGCGGCAGUGAGUGCGCCUCGCACCUGCUCUUGUAUGAAGCCAUAUGCCGCACCCGUCACCCCCAUCAUAUACUGGUCGAUGAUGUCCGCUUGGUCGUCACCCAAAUGUGCCUCGAUGUCCCCUAGGGCCACCUGAACCAGGCGCCUUUUCGCCGACUUCGCCACGGGCGACGCUCCAGUCGUGUCCUGACGGUCUUGGUGCACAGCCUGCCCCAGCUUUACGAACCGCAAGUCGACACCGACGGACCUCUGCCUGGGUGUGACUGGCCUGCUGUCGGGGAAGAGGGGUAGCAGCACUGGCGAAGGGGGCGGGGGUGGACGCUGAUAGGGAGAAGCCGGCGUCUCUUGACGCAUCUGCGGCUCGGCCUCGGCUUGGUGCUCAGGGCCAGGGGGAGGGGGAGGGGGAGGAUGAGGGGGAGGAGGCGCUUGGCGUAUUGGUGUGGGUCCGGAUGAGAGGGGGGCAGGGGUGGGGUUCUUUGUCACCACCGGUGAUGUGUCAGGCGACAUCUGCUUGGCUGGCCGGAGACCAGACGGCGCGGCCAGAGGGAUGCCCGUCAGAAUGGGGGACGGCUCGGCCAGGGCCCCCAGCUGCUGCCCAACGUCAGCAAUGGGGGCGUCUGAGAGGCCCUCAAGAGGAAAAACGACGGCACGUUCAGAGGGUGUCCGUCUUGGAACCUCGCUCGCUCCCGAGGCGGCGGACAUUAAGGACUCCCUCCGCCGCCGAUCCUUGGCGGAUGGCAAAGUGGGAUGAGAGGGCGGUCGGCUGACACCUUGAAGGAUUGAUGACCCCCCUUCAAAUAGAGGCGUUUCGGGGGCCUGAGCACAGGUACAUGUCCGCCUUUGUGUGGGGGCGCCCUGUGUCGUGGGUCUUGACCGCCUUGCCCUCCGCCGCCCCAGUGUCACAAUGCUCCCCGUCUCUCGUGACACAGCCGUCCUGUUGUCGAUCCAGUGGUAGCCUGCUGCACUUGAAGAGGCGCUGGACAGCCCUCUGUUGCUCUCGGUCCACCAGUCCAGGAUGCUCUCGCCCUGAGCAGUGGUCGACAUGUAGGCAGUGGACGCGGGUCGCACAAGCUGUGUCUCAGACCGCUGCUGCUGCUGAGGUUCAUCUGCGGCCAAGUGACGAGAAGACAUGCUCUUGCAGAGGAGGAGUGGGGGGCUGCUCGGGUCGACGUCUGGCCUUUCCCCAUCCGUAAUGAAGGCACGGGAUGACGAUGCAGACUCGGGCAGCGGGACUGGGAUGGCAGAAGAGGGGCGGUCCAGUUCCCUCCUCUCUGUGGCAGCUGUGGGUGGUGGUGCUGUGGAAGGUCUGGUGGCUGCAUCGAGGAUAGCGAGGCUGCGGAGCUCCUCGAUUGUGCCCCGCAGCGCCUCAAGCGUUUCAGGUGUGAGGACCUACAGCCACAUGAAACGAAGGACGGACGAUGGAUGCAUCGAACCCCUGGUAUUACGGCAAUGAUGUCUCUCUCGUACCAUCGAUGGCGCGACCAGAGGAAAGAAUCGGAUAUCUGGUAGAGGGCGUGGUGCGCCCUCCUCGUCCACUUCAUGGGGUCGGGCAAACCGCAACGAAUCCAUGAAAACAUCAAGAUGAUGCCACAGCUGGUUGUGUCUCCGUAUGGAUGCGAGGGGCGAGUUAUUGAGGUAUUGUGCCACCCCAGCGGGCAAGACCAGGUCACAGAUGCCCGACGACGGCUUGGGCGGCGGGAAGUGGCUUAUGCUCAGGGGCGGGGGCACACGGGUCUUGAGCGUGUCGACGUCCUCGAGAAAGGUACUAUUCCACAACAGACCAACCUACAGCCACACGUGACUACGCUCAGACGAAAUGGAAAAGGCCGUAGGUGUGUGGAUUUGUAGCUGACCAGUCUCUGGACGUCUUGACAUUUGCGAGUGAGCUCUUGACGAGUGAAUGCUUCUCUCAAAGCAUAGAACCGCCGGUAGCGGCUCUCGUACAGCCUUGCGCGCUGCCGGGCCAUCUCCUGUGGAUAGAUAGAAAACAGCACACCUCUGCACCGGUUUCACAUCUGUCGACCCUGUCUCAUAUCUCACUCACCUUCAUGCUGCUUCUGAACUCCAUCGACAGAUGCCUUUCGACAUCCUGUCCUUCACACAGACGGCAGACAGACAAACAUACACACACGAGACACGACAAUGAAUGAAUGGGCAUUCACCUCACCCUUCGUUUUGUGGUUCGGUUUCCCUCACUCACCUUUCUGUCGAUGACCAUGACCUCCACAGCCCGGCUGCCCGCCACGGCCGCAUACUCAAAGAGCCCCUCGUCCUUUUCUCUCUCCUCGAUGACUCUUUGGCGACCCCCUCUUUUGCUGGAAAUGUGGUGGAAUAUACGCAGGUCCUUGAGGACCGACAACCCCACCCACUGCCCUUCGCUUAGUGUAGCCAGCACUGGCGGCGGGAAGGGAGGGGGACCCAUGGCGUCGAGCGACUCUUGCAGCCUCUUGCAUUCGUCUUCUUGCUUGAUGAUCCGCACCUGAGACACACAAAAUGAAUGGCAAAGUGAUCCAUUAUGUGUACCUGUAGGCCUGAGACCCUCGCUGUUUGAUCGCUAUCUGAUGCACUGACCUCUCCCUGGACGAUGACCAUGAGUUCGUUGUGUGAGGGUUGCAUCUCAUUCUCGAGGAAUUGGCCCAUUUUGAAAAACUGCUGUUUGAAGAAGUACGAAAUGGCGUCCACACACUUCUCAGCCACCCUCCCAUAGCCAGGCACAUACCUGUCGAAACCGAACAGGCAGGCAGCAAAAGAAGGAGACAGCAUUGACAGAGACUGAAAUCGAACGAUUGCGGCCGGCCCGUACUUGCGGAUGAAUGCCAGCUUCUUGCGAUACUUCUUGCCCAUCUCCUUCUUGAGAAUGCUAUUAAAUGCCCUCUUUGUGAGAUAACAUGCCUCCACCGGACCCAACAACUGCACAGACGGACCGCCCAAGAAGCAAUCAAUGUCUGUCUCCGACAUGGCAUAAGCCAUUUCUCCCUCUCUCACCGCCUUAAUGGACGCAGCUCUCUUCUGCUCCGUGAUGAGGCCCCUCUCGCCAAACGACGCCCCGCUGGAGAGUAUCCCAACCCUGAAGGCCGCCCACCUCGGCCGGUCUCCCCACUCAUCCUCUUCCCCCUCCUCGCUCUCAAUGGCAGCCUCACUCAUGAACGUCCGCCCCCGCAAUGCAGGCGACGGCUGCUGGCUGCCGAGGCUCUUGCGGGUGGACACUCGCCUGACAGACGUCGGUGAAGGCGCCUCGGGGGUGCGGGGGGCCGUGACGGGCCUGGUAGGAGAAGGCUGCGCUGACGAUGAUGCGGACGACGAAGAGCUCUCUUCGGACUCGGGCAGCUGAAUCGGCUGGGGUGUCUGAAAACGGGUUACCAGGGUUGGGAAAAUCGCUGUGAGCAGAGAGUAUUGCGGACCUGUAUUCGGAGGUACGCCGGGAGCAGUUGCUCUGGCUUGAUGUAGAUGCCACAUGUGCCGCGAAGGAUGAUGUAGAAAUUGUCGGCCUCCUCGCCUUGACGACAUAGAUAGGUCCCCUUGACGAAGCACUCGUACAAAAGGUUCUGACACACCUGCACCAGGGGCGCAAAAGAAAGAGAGACAUCCAUCGCUCGCUUCCACAACCAUCUGCUGCAUCAUUUCCGCCUCCCGCCUCCCAGCUCUCACCGCCUUUUGUGUCUUUUCGGGGAGUGUGCUGAAGAAGCUGUUCUGUUCCAAGAGGCGCCGCAGCUGUGAGACGUGGUAGACACUCCUCUCCUCUGAGAAGACAGGAACAAGACACAAUCAAGCAUAUGGUCUGGUCGCCUGUCUUAUGCUCUCGUUACUCGGCGGCUGAUUUUUGAGUAUCUCCACGCAGGUGCGCAGACGGCGACCGUCGGAGUCUUCCAUUUGCUGUCACGGCGGGGAAAGCAGAUGGGGCUCAAGAGAGGGGCUCAUCUAUUGGGGCUCAUCAAGACCUCAAAGGUGUCCCAUUAUAUCGUCAGAUGAGGUGGAUCUGCGCACGUGUGCACGAUGUCCGGCGCGCGAAAGAGCCGGUCGGUCGGUCGGGUAAGGGUCCGCCCUGUCUUCCCUUUCCUGCCC